Molecule: messenger RNA, 2251 nt
Organism: Elaeis guineensis (African oil palm)
Lineage: Eukaryota; Viridiplantae; Streptophyta; Magnoliopsida; Arecales; Arecaceae
Biological process (GO): cell differentiation; regulation of DNA-templated transcription
Cellular component (GO): nucleus
Molecular function (GO): sequence-specific DNA binding; zinc ion binding
Source: RefSeq, a predicted model, not a curated record
AACUUCGCCUCCUCACGUUCGCUUCUCGAGCUCUUUUUUAAGGCCUUUCCCCAUUUGCCCCCCGCCCACACUGUCAUUCUCCCCAACCCAUUUCCCCUUCACUGGCUCCCUCACCACCCCACUCCUUUCCUAUCUUUUUAUUUACUUCCCACCCCUUCACUUUCUUUCUCCGUCUCCAUAUUCUGCUAGCUCCGGUUUCUGGCUGCCUCCACUUGGGCUCGCCCUCCACAAUGGAAUUGUAGACAGCACACAAGGAAUUGCCUUCUUUUCUCGUUAAUUUGUCUCCGGUGCUGUUGCUGCUGUUGUUCAAUUAUGGACCGCCAGGCCGCGGAAUCCAGAAAGUGAAGACCAUCAGUCCAUCUUCCAGGCUUCCCCCAUCCCAUCUCUCCUUCGUUCAAUUUCGCUUCAGUUGCUUCGAAUUCUAGCAUUCUCGCGCGGUGAUUUGGCUCCCAUCCUUAGUCCUCAGGAGUUGAUCCAAAGGCCUCCCUGUUUCUCCUCUGUCUUAUGCAAUUAGGUGUUAGUGGUGGAGUUGGUUUUUCUUUUCUACUCUUAUUAUCAUUGAUGUUGGCUCGAGUCUCCUGGCCUGCUUUGAAUUGAAGCUGCUGCUCUCGAAUCAAGGUCGAGCGUACUCGAUUCGAACCGGAAGUAAAAGGUUGGUGGGUGGAAUGGCGACGGCGAUGAAGAAGUACGUGGAUGACGCGAUGGCCGAGCCGUUGGACGUGAUGUGCGGUGGUCUCUUCGAUCACAUCGACGACUUGCUGGACUUCCCCAACGAUGAUGACGUGCUCGGGAUGGUGGACCCCCACGGUGGGCCCGCCCCCGCUCCGUCUUUCGCCCCGCUGCUCCCUCCCUUUGAGGCCGAUGGCCUGCUGGGCGGCGGCGGAGGGCACUACAGCAAUGGCUCUGCUGGUGUCGCCGGUAGCGGCGACCGGGAGGUGGGAGAGCUCGGUCCGUGCGACAACCUAGACAUCACCCAACUGGAGUGGGUGUCCAAUUUCUUCGACGACAAUGAUUCCUUCACUCUCGACCUUCCCCAAUGCACGGCUGCCCCCACCGCUCCCACCUUGGGCGCCAACAACAGCAAGGAGGACUCACUCUUUCGCACCUCCAGCCCUGUUUCCGUCUUAGAGCGCAACAGCCUGAGCAGUGGCGGCAGCGGCGGAGGUGGCUCCUCCUCAUCCUCCUCCUUAUCGUUCUCCUCAUCUUCCUCCUCCUGCUCCGGCACCGGUGGAGGAAGCAGCGGCGCACGGGCGCUCGAAGCGCCUCCCAUCAGCCAUCCGGAGCCCGCCCUGGUGGUCCCCGCCCGUGCUCGCAGCAAGCGCCCCCGUCCCGCCGCCUUCUCCGCCCGCCCCCACGUCACCAUCCCCCUUUCCCCCCCUUCCUCCGGCUCCUCUUCCGAUCCCGAGAGCCUCGGCGAGUCCAAUCCCGUUCCUGCUCCGAUGAAGAAGAAGAAAAAGAAGAAGAGUUUCGCUGCUAUUGCAGCCGGAGGAGACGAGGCGGGUUCGCAACCGCCGCCGGUGAGGAAGUGCAUGCAUUGCGAGAUCCAGAAGACCCCGCAGUGGAGGGCGGGGCCGAUGGGGCCCAAGACCCUCUGCAAUGCCUGCGGGGUCCGCUACAAGUCGGGAAGGCUCUUCCCCGAAUACCGCCCGGCCGCCAGCCCUACCUUCGUCCCCUCCCUCCACUCCAAUUCUCACAAAAAGGUGGUCGAGUUGCGGAUCAAAUCCAGCCAGAGUACUGCUGCCGCUGGGAUGCUGUCGCCCGAGUCUGCCGCCAGGGACAGCUGCGAUCUCCUUGCUUACAUUCGGAUGAGGGGGUGAGAGAGAGAGAGAGGUGGGGGCGGGGGGCCGCGAAGGGGUGGGGAAGGAGGAUGAGCCACAUUAACUGUGGUUUGUGCGAAUUUCCUCUCUUUAUUUUAUUUUUUUGAAUUUCUUUCUUUUCCUUUUAGUUCCAGAGUCGGCUUGGUUCAUUAGUUUUUUCUUUUUAAAUAUAUAUUUUUUAUUUUUGUACAGAGGAGGGAGAUGAAGGAAGGGAGAGAUAAGAGGAGUGAUAGGCGACCCACCAUGAUUAGGUAGCUGAGACACGAAGCAGAGGGAAGAGAUGAUUUUAGAUUGAGCCAUAGUUUAGAAGGAAGUAGGGGAAAAUGAGUCCUAGAACGGGGUCUAGUUUGGUAAUGGAGCUUGGUGUAUUGAAUUCUUUUUGCAGUCGAUUGAUUACUAGGAACACUAUAAAUGGUUUGAUUAUACGUCCAUUU